Postia placenta MAD-698-R-SB12 is the source of this 2137-nucleotide messenger RNA. RefSeq lists its product as hypothetical. Lineage: Eukaryota; Fungi; Basidiomycota; Agaricomycetes; Polyporales; Adustoporiaceae. The transcript has 10 exons. Gene Ontology annotation, cellular component: cytoplasm. Gene Ontology annotation, molecular function: phosphoprotein phosphatase activity. The coding region runs from base 1 to 2037 and encodes 678 amino acids. The record is from RefSeq and is a predicted model, not a curated record.
AUGGCGUUCUCCUUGUUUCGUUUCGGACGCUUUCUACGCUCUAUAUUCUCUCCAGCGGCGACCUUCAUCGGCUUCUCGUGCUUGCUUACUUUCUACUUCCUCCUCUAUCAGCCUAAUGCGGGGCCUGGGGCCAAGCAACGCGUCGGCUGGCAAGCAUGGGAAGCCGUCGGUGAAACAUCAGUGUCGGGGAGCAACGUGAACGGCUCUGUGGAUGCAAGUACAGGCGCGGGGACCGUCGGGACACCGUCUCAGGCUGAAGGCACGGAUUGGUGGAAUGUCACCUCGCAGGACACGCAGAACGUCGACUCCGCGAGCUUGCCGCUUGAUGUAUGGGACCCGCUCUUGCCUCAUGAUACAGGAUUGUCCGAGAUCGAUAUAACAACUUGUUUCAUUGAUCCAUGGUAUGCGGAGACCCUCCGCAGCGAUGUAUGCGCGCCGGCAACGACGAAAGAGGAUGACGCGUACAAGGGCAAGUGGGUCCGCGUCCCGCGCAACUUGAACGUACAGUCUGGAAUGAUGAGUUUGAACAUUUACUACCGCCGGACGCGUCGCCGCGACAUCCCUGUCGUCACUGAUCUGCGCAUCCUGCCCGACCGCGAGACGCCGAUCCCGUUCACCGCGGACUGGCACAAAGUCUCGCACAUGGUCAGCCCAUCGGGCGAGAAGCUUUAUCUCUGGUAUAGGACAGAGAAGACACUUCUGCAAAUGACGACGGCAGAGCGGCAGAACGACCUCGUGACCGAGCUCGACGUGCUCUUCGGCGACGACCAGCCAUGGUACGGGUUCGAGCGGCUCGAACGGCCAGUUCUCGAGGCCAAGCCUAUCGUGAGGCGCGAAGCCGUCUGGAUCACAUACCGCAGAGGCGUUCACCCGGCACCCCGCGCUCCCCCGCUGCACUUUUCGCACGACGGGCGCUUCAAGAUUAUGCAGAUCGCGGACCUGCACUUCUCGGUAUCUUCAGGGAGCUGCCGGGACACGCCGCUUGUGCCAUGCGCGGGGGACAACCUGACCGCGACACUGCUCGGGCGCUGGCUCGACGCGGAGCGCCCGGACCUUGUCGUGUUCUCGGGCGACCAGCUGAAUGGCCAGGGCUCGUCAUGGGACGCGCGAUCCGUCCUCGCAAAGUUUGCGCGUGCAGUGACUGACAGGGGCAUUCCCUGGGCAGCGGUAUUUGGUAAUCACGACGACGAAGACGGGGAAAGCAGAGAGGCGCAGGUCAAGUAUAUGCAAGGGCUCCCAUACAGCCUUGUGCAGGCGGGCCCGAAAGACCUGCAUGGGGUCGGGAACUACGUGUUGAAAGUGAAGAGUGCGGAUGCGUCCAUGACGCAACUUCUGACCCUGUACUUCCUGGACUCGGGAGCAUAUUCCACGGGCUUCUGGGAUUGGUUCGGGUUCUUCGUUCCUACAGAGUAUGACUGGAUACACCAGGACCAAAUUAACUGGUUCCUUCAACAAUCUUCAUGGGUUGAUCCUAUCGAGCGGCCUUUUACCCCAGACAGCGGAAAGGAUCUCGGCGAUGUCUGGAAGCGUCAGGCAGCCGACCAAAUCACACCGGGCGCCAAGCGCCUUGCGAAGCCCAACGCAUUGAUGUUUUUCCACAUUCCACUGCAGGAGAGCUACGCGGCCGCUGACGUCGAUCCAGUCACCUCGAAGCCGCUCGAUGUCGGUAUGCACGACCUUGAGGGCCAAGGUUCAGCCAAGAAGCAAGACGGGUUUUUCCACAAGGGCAUUUUGCAAGCAAUGGAGAGCGACCACCGCGCUGGCGGGAACGCGCACGAGGUGAAGGUCGUUUCGAAUGGUCACUGUCAUUUGACGGAGAACUGCAAGCGUCUCAAGGGCGUGUGGUUGUGCUUCGGAGGCGGAGGGUCAUACUCUGGCUAUGGCAGGGUGGGAUUCGACCGCCGUGUUCGCAUCUACGACAUCUCGGACUUCGGCGAAACCAUUCGCACGUACAAGCGCAUGGAGCACGACGAGAUCAUGGAUGACAUGAUUCUUGCAGGAAAAGGUGCUCCAGCGCCGUUCGAGGGUCUACGAUGAUGCUAGCGCUAUGGAGACUCGUGGACUCUUUGGAUUGUAAGAUUAUGUAUUCUAGAUAGACCGACCUGUAGUAGUACGAAUACAUGGAGUGCAAAUUGGA